Messenger RNA from Carassius carassius (crucian carp), 1399 nucleotides. Its product is annotated as PTB-containing, cubilin and LRP1-interacting protein-like. Gene Ontology annotation, cellular component: cytoplasm. The record is from RefSeq and is a predicted model, not a curated record. NCBI's taxonomy places the organism in Eukaryota, Metazoa, Chordata, Actinopteri, Cypriniformes, Cyprinidae. Gene Ontology annotation, biological process: negative regulation of insulin receptor signaling pathway; negative regulation of D-glucose import across plasma membrane; regulation of mitochondrial membrane potential. Bases 241 to 906 code for a protein of 221 amino acids. The transcript is spliced from 3 exons.
GGGAGAGAGGGGGCGGAGGACACCGUCUGAGAGGGACAGAGAAAUAAAGAAAAAAAGCCUGUGCGUGCUUUCGCAGGCGGAGUUUCGUUCUUGCGCACCGUUGGAAUUCACGGUCUCUGUGUAUUUUCCUCGGGGUUGCUUGAGGAGGCAGAAGGAGCGAGGACGCGCCGUCAGCGAGCAGAUGUUAUAGCCGGACUAUCCCUGUUUCCAGCCUGACAAUCGAGCAUAUCGUCUAUUAAAAUGUGGCAGCCUGCGUCCGAGCGAUUGCAGCAUUUACAGACCAUGCUGAAGACCAAACUCAACGUGCUGACGCUCCGCAAGGAGCCGCUGCCUACUGUGAUCUUUCAUGAGCCAGAAGCCAUCGAGCUGUGCUCCGCCACCGCUCACACCAAGAACCGCACACACACAGGAUACAAGGUGACCUACCUUGGCAAAGUGACAAUUUCCGGCACUCACUUCCUGUCCGGCUGCACCGAGUCUGCUGUGGUGGGAUUAUGGGACACAAAGCGGACGUCUGUCACCCAAGACGACUCCAUCACCUCUAGCAAUGCCAUACUGGAGAUCCGGCCGUUCCAGGUACGACUGCAUCACCUGGAUGGGCAGAGGGAGGCCACGUUGGCCAUGGACACCUUCCAGGUGGCUCGCAUCGCGUACUGCACGGCGGAUCACGACGUCAGCCCCAACGUCUUCGCCUGGAUCUACCGGCAAAUCAACGACGAUCUGACCUUCCAGAUGGACUGCCAUGUGGUGGAGUGUGAGAGCAAACUAGAGGCCAAAAAACUGGCGCACUCCAUGAUGGAAGCCUUUAAGAAAACCUUCCACAGCAUGCGCAGCGAUGGACGCAUCCACAAGAGCGGCUCGUCCGACGAGUUCCCCGAAGAGGCCAGCACACCCGACGACGGCUGAGAGACGGGACAGAGGCGGCGGAGGGUUGGGAACGGGGCGAGAGGGAGAACUGCUCGCAAUUUUUAUGUCUUUGUGCCAUAAUAGAAUAUUCCGAAAAUUAACCACAACAAAAAGAGAACGGAAAUGGAAAUUCAAACCACAGACCAAGAAACUAGUCUGCCUUUUUCUGAUCUCGGCUGCCAGACAGUUUGUGCCCAUUUUACUAAAGUAAAGUACUUUACGACAGCAGCUGGUUUUGAUAUGGCGAGUGUGAAGUGCCAAAAACUUGUUACACAUUCAGUUAUUCUGCUUUUGUUUAGCCAAUCAAACUGGGAUUCCAAUCUGGAAUUCCUGAUGUGUGUGUGGAAAUCUUUUAUGUCAGUUUUUUUUUUUUUUUUUUGAUACGCAGAGGUCGGAUUAAAAAAAAAAAAAGAUUUAGUUAUUUAUGGCAGGCAGCCAGCCUAGGGCAUUUCUUUACCUUUAUCAGGCCAUAGAAGCGUAAUUAUAGUGACCG